GUUAACAUAAUAAAACGCAAUUAUUAUACAACAAUCAUGUUGCAAGCUCGCAUUGUUCCCUGGAUAGAUUAUGAAGAGUUUGAGACAGUCUAUAAAUGGCUAUUUUCAGAUAGAAAAACACAGUUAGAGGACGUUAAACGUGGCAUCGACAGAGUAAUAUCAAUUAAGAAUUCAUCUUUUUAUCAUUAGUUAAAGAAAAAGUUAAUCAUAUUCAAUAAUAGAUACAAACAUGGAUAAAUAGGGGAGAGAUUCCAUCGUCAGUAGAAAUGACAGCUGCAUUCAUUGAGAUCAUCAUUCGUGACGAACAAAUGGGACAUCACAUGUCUCAUAAAGAAUUACGUUUAAUGUAUGGCAUGGCCAUUGUACGAUUUGUGAACGGUUUAGUCGAUCGAGAACAGAAGGGUAAGUUUGCACGUUCUAUUGGUACACUAGCAAGAAUGAUGGGGCUCCCGCCUUGGUUUGUGGAUCUACGUCAUGCUAGCACACACGAACGACUUCCAAGUCUAAAUACUUUAAGAGAUGGAGCUUAUCAAGCUGUGGGUUGGCUUCAUGACAACUAUUGGAUUCGUAAUCUUAAAAACACUGAACAAAAACAACAGUUACAAGAAACUUCCGAAAUCAAAUUAAAGUUAAAUGAAUAUAAGGAAUGUAGAAAGAAUUAUAUUAAAGAUAAAUACAGUGGACAAAAAUGUAGCCCAGAUAGAUAUGUUGAAUGUAUACAAGCUUUAUUAGAAAUGAUUGAUGAUGAGAUUAUUAAAGAAGAUAUUAUUCCUCUUUUGUUGGGAGUAGGUGGAUUAGUUCCAGCUGGUAAAAAGAAGAGAGCUUCAGCAGAUAAUAUGAUCAUUUCUAAAGGUUUAGUUGAGUUAUGGACACCUUUACUUCAAGGAUUAGACGAUGGUUUCCCAAGCUUUGGAGAAGAAUUAAUAACGAACAUGAUAUCCAAACUAACCAUAAAUUAUGAAUACGAAAUGAAUGAAACUUUACUCAAUCCAUACGCUGGAUUUGCGGCUCAAAAAGUAGAAGAUCCAACAAAAUCGUCUAGUUAUUUAUUAACAAUUGCUUGCUGGUUAAGGCAUUUUGUUCAAGAAUUUAAAGACAGUAUCAAGACACGAACAUUAAGUCAUAUAUCGAUAGAUACCAUUCUUGAAGGAUGUCUUAAAAAUCCAAAUUACUAUACACGAACCGUUCUUCAAACUAUUUCUACAAUUGAUCCUGAACUCGGUGAAUCUAUCAAGCCAUUUACAAGAUAUAUUGAUCAAAUAAUUUUAAAAUUCAUUUCAGAAAAGACAAAAAAUAAGAAUAUUCCCCUCAUAACUGCUGAAGAUGAAGACUUGCUAGAAAAUGAAUUAAAAGAGCUUGAAGCUCAACUUGUAGAUAUUAAAACUAAAACCGUAGAGAAAAAGAAGAAAUUUAGUUUGGAUGAAAAGAUGGAUAUUGAUGAUGAAAGUUAUACAGGUUGGAAAUUAUAUGAAAACUGGAAGCCUUGUCCUAUUGGUACACUUCCUAACGGGAAAGUGCCUUGUCUUGACAUGUCGUUUUAUGCUCCAAAAAUAUAACUUUGAACUUUUAUUUAUAUUGUAUAAAAAGGAAUGCAUAUUUGUGACUUUUAGCUUUAUAAGUUUACAUUGGAUUGUGUAUCGAUAAAAUAAAAUAAAAUAAAAUAAAAAAUUUGAUAUGCAACUAGACUAGACUGAAA
Molecule: messenger RNA, 1696 nt
Organism: Cokeromyces recurvatus
Lineage: Eukaryota; Fungi; Mucoromycota; Mucoromycetes; Mucorales; Mucoraceae
Product: Las1-like-domain-containing protein
Exons: 6
Coding region: 267-1556 (429 amino acids)
Biological process (GO): maturation of LSU-rRNA; maturation of 5.8S rRNA
Cellular component (GO): Las1 complex; preribosome, large subunit precursor
Molecular function (GO): endonuclease activity
Source: RefSeq, a predicted model, not a curated record